UUUUGCAGUUGGAUAAUGAUUGAUAGAAAGGUAGCAAAAAAGAAUAAAUAGUGACUGAUGGACAACACCAUUUGUCUUUUCAUCAUGAGGACUGAGGUUGCUCUCCAGCUGGGCUUGUGUGGCCUGUGUCUAGCUCUUGCACUUCUUGGAGAAGGAGUGGGUGCGGAAAUUCCUGAUCCCCCGGCAGUGAAUUGUCGAUGGAGCAGCUGGUCAAAGUGGAGUUCCUGUGAUCCUUGCACAAAAACCAGAAGACGUUCGCGAAGUGUUGAACAGUUUGGUCAGUUUGGGGGACUGUCCUGCAAGGAUUCAAUUGGGGACAGGGAGUUCUGCAUAACAAAUACUGAAUGCCAGCGGCCACCAGACCCUGUGUGUUCAGAUUCAGAGUUCCAGUGCGAGUCAGGUUCUUGCAUUAAGAAGAGAUUAAUGUGCAAUGGGGACUAUGACUGUGAAGAUGGAUCAGAUGAGGACUGCGAUCCUGUGCGUAAACCUUGUGGUUUGGCAGCCCUGGACACCAAUGAGCAAGGCAGAACAGCAGGAUAUGGAAUCAACAUCUUGGGUGCAGAUCCUCGAAUGAACCCCUUCAACAAUGAUUACUUCAAUGGAAGGUGUUCCCGAGUGAGAAAUCCAAACACUGGACGGGAUGACAGGCUUCCCUGGAAUGUUGGUGUGCUCAACUAUGAGACUCAAGUAGAGGAAUCUGUAUCUAAAGAAAUAUAUGAAGACACACACAGCCUUCUGAAAGAAAUUCUGUUGGAGAUGGCUGUUAAAACUGAUACUGGAUUUUCCUUCAAAUUCACCCCAACUGAGGACUCCAUGUCCAAUUCUACUACUACUGUGGGUCUAGAGCAGCACUACAUGAAGAGAACAAUGAUUAAGGAUGUUACUGAAGACACCACAAGUCAGAACAAGAGCUAUAUACGGGUGAAGGGCAGAGUACAGCUGAGCACCUACCGGAUGCGCUCUCAUGAGCUCCAGGUGGCCAGUGAGUUCCUGGACCAUGCCAAAUCAUUGCCUUUGGAGUAUGAGAAGGGUAUUUAUUUUGCCUUCCUCGAGGACUAUGGAACCCACUACACCAAAAAUGGGAGGUCUGGCGGUGAAUACGAGUUGGUCUAUGUUCUCAACCAGGAUACCAUCAGGUCAAAAAAACUGACGGAGAAAAGGAUUCAAAAGUGCAUGACAUUAGGCCUGAAAACAGAUUUUAGUGGCUUUGGAGGAAUACACCAUAACCAUAGCGACUGUGGGAAUGUAACAACAAAGGGCCGAGAUAAUACCCAUGGAAAAGCAGUGGUGGACAAGGUGAUGACAUCAGUCAAAGGAGGAACUCUAGAAAGCGCUGUUGUUAUGAGGGCGAAAUUAAAUACAGACGGAGUAAUGGACCUCACUACGUAUCAGAACUGGGCACAGACCAUCACCCAGGCCCCUGCUCUUAUUAACAGUGAGCCAGAGCCCAUCUAUAUGUUAAUUCCACUGGAUAUGCCUGAUGCUAACUCCAGGAUAUCCAACCUGAGGCAGGCCACAGCAGACUAUGUAGCAGAGUAUAAUGUGUGCAAGUGUAAACCUUGUCAGAAUGGAGGCACUCUUGCUCUGCUGGAUGGAGGCUGUAUAUGUCUGUGCACCCACCUUUUUGAAGGCAAGGCCUGCCAGAAUUUCAAGGGCGAUAAAGCAAAAUUCCCAGGUACAAGACCAGCUGUUAAUCAGGAAGGUAAUUGGUCAUGCUGGUCUGCCUGGUCCAGCUGUAAUGGAGGGAAACGCACCAGGACACGCGGAUGCAAUACGGACGGGCUCACUGGAGCUGCGUGCAGAGGCGACACCAGCAGUGAAGAACACUGCUAAGCUGAAAGAUGAUCAUUUAAGAAACAUAAUCUCUCUUUGACACACACACAAUGUACUCACACAAGCAAUGUCAAAAAGAUAAAAAAUCAUGAACAUUUUUGUGUCUCCAUGCUUAGUUAGUUGAACAGUGCCAUCUUGAGUUUAAUAAUGGACAAUGCGGUUAAUAAAAUCAUGUUUUUUUAUUUGUAGAAAGGGUUUAGGUUUUUUUGUGAUUUAAAUGUGGGGUUUUAGUAUAAAAAACAGUUGUAAACAUAUACACAUAGGGAUUAUGUUGAAAAUUAUCUGAAAUUAAAAGGAUCUAUUCAAGUCUUCUGGUAUUUUUAGAACAAUGAGGCAAAUUUAAUAAACAGGAAGAGCUACGUAUGUGGUGCCACAGUCCUUCACUGUAUUCAGUCCACACUUAGUGCAAAUUUGCAUCAUAUUAAGUUCUUUUCAUUUCAGUCUCUGUAGCAACUUAAUGAAACAAUAAAUCAAAUUCAAAGCAAUUUCUCAAAACAAUUUAACUUAACAAUCACUGCUGUCUUUUACAGGCCACAGCAACCUGGACAAAAAACUAGAGCAUGUCCUAUUCUGUCUCUAAUCAGAUUUAGCUUUGGUCCCAAAGAACUUUGGCUUUUUGACUACAAACAACACAGUGCGUCUUACAGUUUUAGUUCACUCAAAAUAGUGUUGGCUAAAGUAUGUAUUAAUGGGCUAAUAACUCAUCUUUAAAAGCAUGGAUACAUUCCAUCUGGCUGUGCUGUGCAAAUAAAAACCAGAUGAGCAGAAGCCAACUGGAUGGAGAGAGAAGUGACACAGAGACCACUGGAAAGAGAUCAGAGAUUAGGGUGUUGGACAUAAACUCAACAUAAAGAAAUGAUACUGUAUGUGUGCUGUUUCCCUUAGUUGCCCCUGAAACCUCAUUUUCAUACAAUGUUCUUGUAUUGUGCAUUCCGACUCCCUGUCACAUUGUUAUGGCUUACUGGGACACUUAAAAACAACAGAACCUUGAUAAUGUUAUUUGUAACAUCUGUUCUUUUCUUACUAUGACAAGUCAAAAUGUCUGCUGAAAAAAUUGGCCUAUUAAACUACACCCUAAGCCUUAA
This is a messenger RNA of Lates calcarifer (barramundi perch), 2918 nucleotides long. RefSeq names its product complement component 9 (gene c9). Gene Ontology annotation, cellular component: membrane attack complex. Gene Ontology annotation, biological process: immune response. The transcript is spliced from 11 exons. The record is from RefSeq and is a predicted model, not a curated record. The coding region runs from base 58 to 1833 and encodes 591 amino acids. Gene Ontology annotation, molecular function: protein binding. Lineage: Eukaryota; Metazoa; Chordata; Actinopteri; Centropomidae.